UCGUCAGUGUAACGGUCCCUCAUUUCGAACAAUCAUGUAUGUGACGUCUAUGCAAAUCCGCUGGUUGACGUCAUUCAGAAGGGACGCCAGGGUGGGUGGCGUCAUUGGGAAGCGCCGGAGUGUACUGGCGAGGAGUGUUUGGUGAAAAUUGGGAAAGCGGUGAAUAUGAAUGAAUGGAUUUCACAAAAACCUUUGGAAUGGGAAAAAUAUCUGAACAAAGAAGUGAAAGUCACUGCAGAUGAAAAAAAUACAUACCAAGGGUGGGUCUUUACUGUUGACCCUGUAUCUGGAAGCAUUGUUCUGGUCAACUUUGUGGAUGCAGGGAAGGUUUCCGUUGUGACUAUUAUGGGGCAUGCAGUUCAGACAGUGGAACUGAUAAGUGAAGGAGAAAACAUCACAAAGGAGAAACUGUCUGCCUUAUUUAUGCCUGUAGCUGCCAAGGUCUACAGCAAUGAGGAGCUUGAACAAAGGAAGUCUAGCCUUAAAUUGUGGCUCGAAAAAAAUCGGAUUCCUGUUACAGAGCAGGGAGAUCAAAACAAAUUGCUAUGUGUGGCUGGGGUAUUGACAGUAUCUCCACCAUACAAUCCAGAAGACUGCAAUAGCUCCAAUGAAAUUAUUCUAUCCAGAGUUCAAAGCCUCAUCAAGUGUAACCCAAAUGCCGAUCACAAAACUGAUUGAAAGGGAAGUUGAUAAAUAUGUUUCUUCUUGUAAAUACGGCAUCUGUUUUUCAACACCGUUGUUAAACAUUAGAUGUACUUCUAUUAUAGGUCCCUAGCGUGACAACGAUUUGGUGGUGUCUUUUUUGAUGGUCUGUAGAAUAAAAUUUGUUAAUCUUAUCCAAAUUGAUGUACCAUUUCUGAGAACACUAGAACUGAAACUGUCACAAAUGUUGAGAUUGUCUGCUAACCCUGCUGUGAUCUUUCAGGUACAUUUAUCUUGUGAAAUAAGAUACUGUUGUAAGUAUGCAUUUUCCAUUCUAGUGUCUAACUGAUCCAAUUUAUUAGUAAAAGGAUGUGAUCAA
Rhincodon typus (whale shark) is the source of this 1021-nucleotide messenger RNA. RefSeq names its product gem (nuclear organelle) associated protein 6 (gene gemin6). The record is from RefSeq and is a predicted model, not a curated record. Gene Ontology annotation, biological process: spliceosomal snRNP assembly; spliceosomal complex assembly. Lineage: Eukaryota; Metazoa; Chordata; Chondrichthyes; Orectolobiformes; Rhincodontidae. Gene Ontology annotation, cellular component: SMN complex; nucleus. The coding region runs from base 166 to 678 and encodes 170 amino acids. The transcript is spliced from 3 exons.